Pochonia chlamydosporia 170 is the source of this 231-nucleotide messenger RNA. RefSeq lists its product as hypothetical. Bases 1 to 231 code for a protein of 76 amino acids. NCBI's taxonomy places the organism in Eukaryota, Fungi, Ascomycota, Sordariomycetes, Hypocreales, Clavicipitaceae. The transcript has a single exon. The record is from RefSeq and is a predicted model, not a curated record.
AUGGUUGAUGGGGAAAAUAGCGGUCCAUCAGACACAAGACACACGAGGCCAACCAAGUUAAGUGUCAAGGUCCGAGCGACAAACACAUUCAGGGGCCCUAGUGAAGAGGGCAGUAUUUUUUCUUUUCUUUUGAUGUUUGUGACAGGUUUUUUUGCGGUUGAGCUUUCAUUACGGCCACUGGUUAUGCGUUGGACUUACGGUGAACCUGAGCGAUUGUCAAAACGUGCAUGA